Molecule: messenger RNA, 1422 nt
Organism: Agrilus planipennis (emerald ash borer)
Lineage: Eukaryota; Metazoa; Arthropoda; Insecta; Coleoptera; Buprestidae
Product: probable DNA double-strand break repair Rad50 ATPase
Exons: 1
Coding region: 171-1253 (360 amino acids)
Source: RefSeq, a predicted model, not a curated record
UUUUAUUGAUUACUAUCUUUUUUAAAUCGUUUAAAAAAAAACUCCAGUGUAUGAUGGAUUUUAGUGCGUGUACGAAAUUUUGUUUUUGUGUCAAAAAGUUUUUUGUUUUCGGCCGUAUCCGUCAAAAUUACAGUUUUCAAGCCUCAUACAUUCGAUAAAAAAACGAAAAAAUGGAAAAUGUAUCGGACACUUUGUCCCAAAGCGAAGACCUGGAAGGUCAAAUGAAGCAGAUGACCGUUUUACGUACAGAAUACGCGCAACUCAAAUCCCAAAUGGGCAACAGCGAAGAACCUAAGACUCAACAAUUGAACUCGAUCGCAGAAGUGCCUCAGGUAGUUGAAAAAAGGGUCAAUUUAAAAGAGAAACUAGUUACAUUCUUCAAAAGCAGAUCCUCUCACAAAAGUAGUAGCUCUAAAUCGGAUAAUUCCGAGCAAACCCACAAUGAAGCCGGGCCUAGCGAAGCAUCUUCAGGCAAAACUCAAAAUUCUUCUUUAGAGAGCGAGUUGGAGAUGGCCAGGUCCCAUAUAGAAGACCUAAAGCUCCAAUUGGAAUCCCAAGAAGCGGAAAUGGUCAAAAUGCUAGACGAAAAUAGAAAACUAUCUCUCGAAAACGAACAAAUUCGGGCGGACCUCAUUUUCAAACAGAACGACGUCAACAUUCUUUCACAAGCUCACAGCGAAAUAGACAAUGACCUCAAAACUAAAGAGGAGGAAUUGGACAAACUGAAAAUUGAACAUCAGAAUGUGAAAGGCGAACUCGAAUUUAAGGUGAAAAUGAUCAACCAGAUGGUUGUCGAAAUGGAUCAAUUGCAAGCAGACAAAUCGAAUUUAUUAACAGAAAUUCAAACAUUGAGAGGCAAUGUGGACGAACGUCUCGUGGUGCUUCAAAAUGAUAACGAGAACUUACAAGAAGAAGUGAAAAGGGCAAAUGAAGAACUGGGACGUAUACAGAAACAAAUGGAGCAAGCAGUGGUUGAAUUGAGGCACCAAAGGGAAAAGGCUUCGUUAGAAGGGAAGAUAUCUAUCAUUCAUAAUCAUAAUAGAGCUCUGAUGAGUGAAAGAGUUAGCCUGGAAAGUGAAAAUUCCAGUUUGAAAAGACAACUUGAGGAGAUGCUUCAACAAACGCACCAAACCUCGUCUGAAAUGUCCCAACCCAUGGACGCAGAGCAAACUUUUGAUUUAGAGGAAGAAUUCACACCAAAAAACAAUACAACAGAAGAUUCUGGAGAACUUGAACACACAGAUAAAAAUUAAUUAGUUGCAUGAGAAACGAAGAGAAACUUUAUAAUGGCAGAAGCCAACAUCAUUAGAUUCAAUAAUUUUAUUAAUAAUUAUUUGUUAAUGUAAAUAGCAUUCCCAUAUAUUAAUAUGCACAAGCGGCAUCUGCAAAUAAAGAAGUACUAUAACCAAGUAAAUCAUUAUA